AUCCAAAUAUUUUAGAACAUGCUCAAGAGGUGAGCAUUUAACUAUAGAGGCAAAACAGAAUAACAGAAUCUACCAUUCACUCAGCCCCUACUGUGUACCAGCUACUCCACCAUGUAGUUGAUGAAUGCAUUGUACAUAGUUCUUAUUACAUGUGGCAGUCAUCCCAUUCUGUGAAUGAGAAUCGGAGGCUUAGAAAGACAUUGUGUUGGGAGCAGUGCCUACUGUAGUAGAUUUUCAGUGAAUAUGUGAAUGAAUGGAUGAAUACAUAUGAACAUUUUUGAGAACCUGGUGGAAAGUGAUGAAGGGGAAAGCCCAGGAAGCAGUCACAGGCCUCUCACUGAAGAAGAGAUUGUUGACCUAAGAGAGAGACAUUAUGAUUCCAUUGCUGAAAAACAGAAGGAUCUUGAUAUGAAAAUUCAAAAAGAGUUAGCCUUACAAGAAGAGAAGUUAAGACUAGAAGAGGAAGCUUCAUACGCUGCCCAGCGUGAGGCAGCCAGGGCAGCAAAGCAGCGAGAGCGCGCGGAGGGCAGAGCAGGCGCUGUGCACGAAUGCCACCACCCCAACCCUGCGGAGUGCCAAAGUUCAGGACCAGAAGACGACUUUGAAUCUUGUUUGAGAAAUAUAAAGUCACAGUAUGAAGUUUUUCGAAGUAGUAGGCUCUCGUCGGAUGCCACCGUCCUGACACCAAAUACAGAAAGCAGUUGUGAUUUAAUGACCAAAACUAAGUCGACUAGUGGGAACGAUGACAGCACGUCCUUAGAUCUAGAGUGGGAAGACGAAGAAGGAAUGAAUCGCAUGCUCCCAAUGAGAGAGCGUUCUAAGACAGAGGAAGACAUUCUCCGGGCAGCACUCAAGUAUAGCAGCAAAAAGCCUGGAAGCCAUCCUGCAUCAGCCUCUGACGACUCCAAUGGGCUGGAGUGGGAGAGCGACUUCGUGAGCGCCGACAUGGAUGAUAACGGCAAUUCCGAGUACUCUGGCUUUGUAAACCCUGUCCUGGAACUGUCUGAUUCGGGCAUGAAGCAGUCUGAUGGAGAUCAACUGAAACGAGAGGGAUGGUAUACGGUGACCUGGAGACAAGUCAUGGUCUCUUCUGUGUCAGCGUCUUCGAAACUGGACAUGAUGGCAGCGGAAUCCACCUGCUGCAACAGUCACACGGCAGGUUAGUUCCCUCCCUGCUGCAGACGAGUCCUGACUCUAAUAUCUGGAUGAACAU
Molecule: messenger RNA, 1213 nt
Organism: Molossus molossus (Pallas's mastiff bat)
Lineage: Eukaryota; Metazoa; Chordata; Mammalia; Chiroptera; Molossidae
Gene: AP1AR
Product: adaptor related protein complex 1 associated regulatory protein
Exons: 12
Coding region: 268-1164 (298 amino acids)
Biological process (GO): negative regulation of substrate adhesion-dependent cell spreading; negative regulation of cell motility; regulation of Arp2/3 complex-mediated actin nucleation
Molecular function (GO): AP-1 adaptor complex binding
Source: RefSeq, a predicted model, not a curated record